Asparagus officinalis (garden asparagus) is the source of this 1245-nucleotide messenger RNA. RefSeq lists its product as uncharacterized. Gene Ontology annotation, molecular function: catalytic activity. The coding region runs from base 216 to 1076 and encodes 286 amino acids. The record is from RefSeq and is a predicted model, not a curated record. NCBI's taxonomy places the organism in Eukaryota, Viridiplantae, Streptophyta, Magnoliopsida, Asparagales, Asparagaceae. The transcript has 2 exons.
UUCUUCUUCUUCUGCUAUGGGUUCUUAUUUUGUUCCAAUUCUGUUUGAGAAUUGCUCUAAUUACCAGUUACAGAAAUAUGCAUCUAAAUGUGCUAUUUUUCUUGAGCCUCGGGAGAAUUUUGAUCCUAUUAAAAAAGUGAGGCAGAUGGAACAAGAGAGAGCUACUUUUGAGUAGACUCUGCUGUCCCUUUACUGAGGUGUUUGUUUUUGAUAUCAUGUUGAUUACAUGGAAUGUCAGAGGUUUAGGGUUGGAUACAAAAAGAUUUGGUGUUAGAGAUUUCUGUCAAUUGAAUAAAUUUGAUAUUAUUUGUUUACAAGAAACUAAGUUGAAUACUGUUACAGAGAGUAUUUUAAAAAGUUUGGGGGGUAAUUUGUUUGAUUGGUCUUUUGUACCCUCUGAAGGCUCUUCUGGAGGAAUUAUGAUUGGAUGGAAUAGCUCUAGUUGGAAGAAGUUACAAGAGAAAGUGGACAAUUAUGUUUUGACUGUGGUUUUACAAAGUAAAAAAAAUAAUUUUAAAUGGACUCUUUCUUCAGUUUAUGGUCCACAUUGUAAUAAAGAGAGGUUGAUGUUUUGGCAGGAGUUGAAAGAUAUCAAAAAUACUUUUUCAGGCCCUUGGAUUGUGGUUGGAGAUUUUAAUGUCACUUCUAAUUCCUCUGAAAGAAAAGGCAAAAGUAAUUAUAGAAGAGAAAUGGAGGAGUUUAAUGAUAUUAUUAAUGAGUUGGAAUUGAUUGACAGUCCUUUACAUGGGAGGAAAUUUACUUGGUCAAAUAAGAGAAGGUCUCCUUCUAUGGCUAGGUUGGAUAGAGUUUUUUUCAACUCUGAUUGGGAAGAUUUUUUUCCUUUUUCUAAACAGCAGGGGCUUAGCAGUCAAUUAUCUGAUCAUGCUCCCAUUAGUUUUGAUUUUGGGGAUAAUCAAUGUUAUGUUAAAAAAUUCAGAUUUGAAAAAAUUUGGUUGAGAUCUGAUGACUUCCUAUAUAAGGUGCCUGUCUGGUGGAGAUGUGCCCCUUCAAGUGUCUCUGCAGCUAAAAACAUAGUUGGUAAACUCAGGUUUAUGAGAAAAUGUAUAAAACAAUGAGUGCAUUUAAAUUUUCAUAGUGUGAGACAACAAAAGAAAGAUUUAUUAGAUAAUCUUUUAACUUGGGAAGUUUUGGAGGAGAAUAGAGAUUUGACUGAUGAUGAGUUGAUCAAAAAAAAUGAUACUGUUGUACAGUUGAAUGAAAUCUUAUUACAAGAAGAACAAAUGU